AAUUGGAGCCAGACCCUCCGCCGCCGCCGCCGGAGGAAGAGGAGAAGGAGAGCCCCUGCCUUCUGCCUGCUGCCUUGCUGCCGGUCUCUCCUCGGGGCCCCGGCGCAGCCAGAGCCGCGCAGCCCGAGGAGCCCGGAGGAGCCCGGAGCAGGAGCGGCGGCGGCGGCCAGCGGCAGAGGCAGCAGGGCAGCCCCGCUCCGGAGGAGCAGCAGCAGAGCAGAGCAGCAUCAGCGGAGGCUCGGGAGGCGGCAUGGCUCCCUGGGCGGCCCUCCUGCGCCUGCUGGCCCUGGCCCUCCUGGCCCUCCUGGCCGCCCUGCUGCCCCCCGCCUUCUCCGCCUCCAGCUUCAGCCCCGAGGCCUGGCUACAGCAAUAUGGCUACCUGCCCCCCGGAGACCUUCGCACGCACACCCAGCGCUCCCCUCAAUCACUUUCAGCUGCCAUCGCUGCCAUGCAGCGGUUCUAUGGGCUCCAGGUGACAGGCAAGGCCGACUCAGAGACCCUGAAGGCUAUGAAGAAACCUCGUUGUGGUGUUCCAGAUAAGUUUGGCGCAGAGAUCAAGGCCAAUGUACGACGCAGGCGCUACGCCAUCCAGGGGCUGAAGUGGUCACACUAUGAUCUGAGCUUUUGCAUCCAGAAUUAUACACCCAAAGUGGGUGAGCAUGCCACCUUCAGUGCCAUCCGACGUGCCUUCAACGUAUGGCAGUCAGUCACGCCUCUGCGUUUCCGCGAGGUUCCCUACUCGUCUGUGCGCGAAGGCCACGAACCCCAGGCCGACAUCAUGAUCUUCUUUGCGGAAGGUUUCCAUGGUGACAGCACCCCCUUUGAUGGCGAAGGGGGCUUCCUGGCCCACGCCUAUUUCCCCGGACCCCACAUUGGUGGCGACACUCACUUUGAUGCGGCUGAGCCCUGGACGUCUCGCAACGAUGAUCUGAGUGGAAAUGACAUUUUCCUGGUUGCUGUGCAUGAGCUGGGCCAUGCGCUGGGCUUGGAGCACUCGAAUGACCCAUCUGCCAUCAUGGCACCUUUCUACCAAUGGAUGGACACAGAGAACUUUGAGUUGCCUGAAGAUGACCGGCGUGGCAUACAGCAGCUGUAUGGUUCUGAAAUGGGACACCCUAGUAAACCUCCGCCAGUCCCUCGAACGACCGUGAAGCCCCGUGUCCCUGACCGGCCACCCAAAAACCCCUCGUAUGGUCCAAACAUCUGUGAUGGAAGAUUUGACACUAUUGCUAUGCUAAGGGGAGAGAUGUUUGUCUUCAAGGACAAAUGGUUUUGGCGGGUCCGGAACAACCGUGUGAUGGACGGGUACCCUCUCCCCAUUGGUCAGUUCUGGGUUGGUCUUCCUUCCACAAUCAACACAGCCUAUGAGAGGAAGGAUGGCAAAUUUGUUUUCUUUAAAGGUGACAAGCAUUGGGUCUUCAAUGAAGCCACAUUGGAUCCAGGUUACCCCAAACACAUUAAGGAACUGGGCAGAGGGCUUCCUACAGACCGGAUUGAUGCUGCACUCUUCUGGAUGCCAAGUGGAAAGACCUACUUCUUCCGAGGAAAUAAAUAUUACCGCUUUAAUGAAGAGAGCCGAACUGUUGAGGCCGACUACCCCAAAAACAUUGAUGUCUGGGGAGGGAUCCCUGACUCACCCCGGGGGGCCUUUAUGGCCAGCGACGAAGUUUUCACCUACUUUUACAAGGGCGACCGUUAUUGGAAAUUCAAUAAUGAGAAGCUGAAGGUGGAGCCAGGAUACCCCAAGUCAGUGCUCCGGGACUGGAUGGGAUGUAGUUCAGAUGACCGACGCGAGGGAGAAGAAGUGAUCAUUAUUGAGGUGGACAAUGGCAGUGAAGGGGCGGUGAAUGCGGCCGCUGUGGUUUUACCUAUCCUGCUUCUCCUCACCAUCUGUGCACUGGGUAUCGCCAUUCUUAUCUUCAAGCGCUACGGGACACCCAAACGGUUGCUGUAUUGCCAGCGUUCUCUGCUGGACAAGGUGUGACAGGGUGAGGAGCGUCCCACCUUGGCUGGGAGGGCAGGCCACUCCUCUCUACUCUUGUCUCCUGCCAUUUGUCACCAUCUCACCUCCUACUCUACUUUCUUGAACCCCCUUCCCUUUAGUUGGCUCAUCUGUGUUUCUUCAUUUCUUCUUGCCACCAUCUGCUCCCUCCUUUCCUGACACAUUCCCAUCUUCUUUUCUCAUCCACCUUCUGGUCCCUUCUGCCCUCCUCCUGUGCAGCUUACUUAAACAUGACUUCUCCUCCCCGUUCCCCCAUUCCUUCAUUUCCAAAAUCUCAUCCUUUGCCUUUUCCUUCAGCAUCAGUAUAUGUAGCUCUAUGUCCACUUUCCAUCUCCUCUACCCCUGUUUUCCUCCUCCUGCCAUUGCUUAGCGUUCCCUCUCUUCCUCCUCCUAAUAUCCCACACGGUGGGUGUGCUGAGCAUGCUCAUUUAUGUAACAUUUGAGGAGGCGAAAGAGGACCUCUCUCCAUGCUGGUUUUGGUUCCACCAACCCCACUGUGGCCACGAUGGGACAUCCAUUGGCCUCCUUAGGAAAAAAAAGACUUGCAAAAUCCAACAUCAACCUAACUUCAAACAUCCACUAAGGUUCCCCUUCUAGAACCUGGUGAGACAAAGGUUAAAUUAUCACCCCACGGUCCGAAAUAUGGGUCCUAAGAUCUCUUUCUUCCUAUCCCAGCUCUGGUCCUCCAUAGAUAAUCUCUUUUGUCCUCCCCUCCCUUCUUGCCUUUCUUUCCAAGGUUGGGUUGAUGGUGAAACCAUCCAAGGUUGAUGGUUGAUGGUGGAACCAAGGGUGAUGUCCAUUGUUGGGUUACUGAAGAAUGAGGGAAGAGGGUCUUUAAACUAAAUGGGCAUGGCUUCAAAUAUUUGGGGAAUUUUGGAUUUGGCUAAAUAGUGGGAGGAGCUAUGCAAAUGUGGGUGGGGAAGGGAAGCUGUAACAUUCCAAGGGGAGGGGUUAAAAGUUGGUGGAAUGGAAUUAAGCAUUCCAAAGGGAACAAUAUCAUUCCAUUGGGCGAGGACCAAUAGAUGAAGCGGUCCAUAUAGAAAAUAGCAGGGAGGGCGCAUGUUGGUACAUAAGAGGGCGGAGUCAAAAUAUGGGGGCGUGGCACAUCUGCCCAUCCCUCUCAGGGUUGGGGAGGCAUCUUAAUGGGCCACAUCUGGAAAGGGAAUGGGCCAUUGGUACAUGAACACAACAGCAAAUGAAGCAAGUUUGAGAGUAUGGGAGAUGGGAGAAUGGUUGCGGUGGUCUGGAGGAGGAGGAGGAAAGUAGUCAUGGGAGGUGGGAUGGAGAUGGAGAUGGCGAGCCAGGUUUGCUAAAAUGUUUACUCUCCGACACCUGACUAUACUUGCACAAAGUUUACAAUUGUCACUUCUUAUCAAUUCUGGAUCCAACAAACAAACACCAAAGUGGAAGUUUGCAAAAGAAAGAAACAACAACAAAAAAAGGAGAUCCAAAGAGGAAGAAAAAUUGGUAUUGCACCAGAGAACUCUGCCUUAACCUCCUGUCUUAGGGGAAAAAUGUUAAUUUUCUUUUUGAAAAAAAUGUUGAAUAUGUAAUUUUAAUUAUUCUAUAGAAAUGCCUUUUUUAAAAAACAAAAGUUAAAAAAUAGUGCAUUAACAGGGUGGGUGAAAAUAGAAUAGGGGUGGGAGGAGAACCCCCAAAUUCCUGCAGGCCGGGAUUGAGGAUGUCUUAACUCUCUCCUGUUCAGACCAUUUUUAACGGGGGCUUGGGGUUGUGUGUUUUUCAAAUGGUCUCCAAACGGAAUUAAACUGUGUUUAACGAUACAUUUUGUGUUUUGGGGUGGGCUUUUUAAUAAUAUUUUUAUGGUUCCACUUUAUUAUUGUUAUUAUUGUUAUUAUUUUGCUAUUAAUAAUAAACACCCAUUCAUUGGGAGGGAAAUAUACAUAUAUUGCUGGGAGCCUGUAGGCUGUUCAAUUCUGUUACUCCUUUCAACAUUUAGCAAUAAAGGUCCCAUUUCUGGGUAGAAAUGGAUUUAAAAUGCUGGAAGCUUUAGAAGAAUUAUUAUUAUUUUUGUCCCCUCACAAGUUGUUCACAACUAUUUUGUUAUUGAAAAAAGAAUCACCAAAUAUUUUUUUUUUAAAAAAAAAACCAAUAAAUGCUGGAAUUUCCCCCCCUUUUAGUAGUAUUUUGUAUGAAAGUGU
Messenger RNA from Sceloporus undulatus (fence lizard), 4161 nucleotides. RefSeq names its product matrix metallopeptidase 14 (gene MMP14). Bases 251 to 1984 code for a protein of 577 amino acids. Gene Ontology annotation, biological process: zymogen activation; collagen catabolic process; extracellular matrix organization. Gene Ontology annotation, cellular component: extracellular matrix. The record is from RefSeq and is a predicted model, not a curated record. NCBI's taxonomy places the organism in Eukaryota, Metazoa, Chordata, Lepidosauria, Squamata, Phrynosomatidae. The transcript has 10 exons. Gene Ontology annotation, molecular function: metalloendopeptidase activity; zinc ion binding.